This is a messenger RNA of Colletes gigas, 1464 nucleotides long. RefSeq names its product forkhead box protein K2-like. Gene Ontology annotation, biological process: regulation of transcription by RNA polymerase II; animal organ morphogenesis. Gene Ontology annotation, molecular function: DNA-binding transcription factor activity, RNA polymerase II-specific; RNA polymerase II cis-regulatory region sequence-specific DNA binding. Gene Ontology annotation, cellular component: nucleus. NCBI's taxonomy places the organism in Eukaryota, Metazoa, Arthropoda, Insecta, Hymenoptera, Colletidae. The record is from RefSeq and is a predicted model, not a curated record. The transcript is spliced from 2 exons. Bases 1 to 1464 code for a protein of 487 amino acids.
AUGGACCAGACAGUGAUCGUACCGUCGAUACCGCGCUGCACCGCCGUGGACAACGCGAGGAUCGCGAUGAAGAACGAGUCGGACGCCAGCCUGCACCUGCAGGACCAGUCCGCCGUCGGGCAUCCGAACUCGGCCACCAUCGUGCCCCGUUCGAGCCUGUCGAUCGCCAGCAGCCUGGGCCAGGAUCAGAGCCUGGACUCGUUGAUGUGCAACCCGACGAGCACGGAGAUGCCGAGGAAGCCUGGCGCUCGACGACAGGAGAAACCGCCGUACUCGUACAUAGCUCUGAUCGUGAUGGCGAUACAGUCGAGCCCCGGGAAGAGGCUGACCCUCUCGGAGAUAUACUCGUUCCUGCAGCAACGUUUCCCGUUCUUCCGGGGCGCCUACCAGGGCUGGAAGAACUCCGUGCGCCACAAUCUGAGCUUGAACGAGUGCUUCAUCAAGCUACCGAAGGGUCUGGGUAGACCCGGCAAGGGCCACUACUGGACGAUCGACCCGUCCACGGAGUACAUGUUCGAGGAGGGCAGUUUUCGUCGUCGUCCCCGGGGCUUUCGUCGCAAAUGCCAGCCCCUCAAGCCCCAGUAUCCUCAAUAUUUCUCUGGUAGCGGCCCCGUCAGUGUCCAGGCGGCUGGUUACGAGAACCUGGCGCCCGGUGGUAUGGAGUACGCGAACGGAUACCAGAACCAGUACCAGAAUUACCAGGACUACGCGAUGUACGGCCCCGGGGCCGCCGUGUCCGCGGACUGGGCCUACCCGGAGGCCACGUACAAGACGCCGCCCAUCGCGGAGGUGACGUACAAGACCACGGAGGUGACGUACAAGACCGGUGAACCGUCGGUGUAUCGUAACGGGGAGAUCGUCGCGUUCAAGAGCGAGCCCGGUUACUCGGCCAGGAACCAAGAUCAGCUGACCUACAGGCCCACCGAGGGCUUCUCCGUCAAGGAUCAUCAGCAACAUCAUCCGGAUACGGUUUACAAGGACAACGAGGCUAUGAUGAACUACAAGUGCCAGUCGAACUCGACGCCUGCCGCGCAGACACCUGGGCAGGACUAUUACGUGGGUUACGGUCUACCGGGGGUCAACAAUACCGGCGCCAACGCGAACGUUUCCAUGCAGGGGAUCCCCGAACAGACCGGCAACAGUAGCCCCGUAGGAAACGUUAGUUCGCCGCACAGCAGUUGCCAGACACCUGUAACGGACACUGGAAUAAAGAUGCCGUGCUCGAACUCGAACUCGAACAGCUCCGGUGGUGGGCUGAUAGACCGUAAGCCGUCCUACUUCGGCCAUCCCGCUGGAUCCGUCACCCUGAGCUCGUUAGGCUCCCUAGGCUCGCUGAACCUGAGCAACAUCGGCGGUCUGAGUAUAUCGAACAUACCAGGCGCGGUUUCCUCGAACAUUCAUCACACGGCGACGACGACGCCGUCGUCGACGAUGUAUUACGAUCAGAUCAAGUACAGUAUGUGA